CAAGUAAAUAGCGUACAACGUGCAUUGCGCGCCUCAGUUACAACUCAGUGAGACACGAAUAUCGUAAUCCUACCGAAUCGUGGCUAUUUUCUAUCCAUUUGUGCUGCGUCAAGUAUAUAAUUAUAGUUGCGUAUGCGGAAGUUAGUUUCGUGUUCAAUUAAACCCGCCCAUUUUUCUCGUCUCGGUCAAGAAUUUUAUAAAACGAUUAACGCAAACACAAACGAGUAGCCGACGAGCUGAUAUACUCCGUAAUAUUCGAUUGCUAUCAUCUGUAUUUUUCGAAUUGCACUCCACAAAAUUUCGUGAUAAAGAGAGCAAAUCACAAUCCAGGGUAUACACUCAACUAUCAAGAGUUUGAAUCGUGAAUGGUAACAGUACUUAGAAGCAGAACAAGUAUUCACAGUACUCAGUUAUGGCGUUGGAGAACCCGGAUUGGCUUGACGCGUCUUACGUGCAAAAAGUUUUGCGAAAUCAUGAAAGAGACGAAUCCAUCGAGGUUUUCGAAAUCUCAGUGAAACCAGCGACGGCUAAAGGGGAUAAUUAUACCAGCGAUAUGCAUCGUGUCUGUGUAGAAUUUUCCCGAGAUCAGAAUGGUCGUCGAAUUCAGGAAAUGCGUUCCAUCAUAGUGAAAGUCGCCCCUCAGGACAGUCGAAAAGAAUGGAUGAUAAAUAUGGGAAUUUUCGACAUCGAAUUGUCUAUGAUGUCGGUUACGCUGCCCAAGAUGCAGGAAAUGCUCGGAACAUUUUCCAAGGAAACUCUGGGUGCACGGUGUUUGUAUCAUCAGAUUGAGAAACCAACUCACAUAAUCAUCGAGGACCUGGCUCCAAAUGGAUUUAAAAUGGCUCAACACCAAUUAGGCCUGGACCUAAACCACUCUGUACUCGCUAUUCGAAAUCUCGCUAGAUUUCAUGCUUCUUCGAUUGCGCUCAGAGAAAAGGAUCUGAAGGUAUUUGACAAGUACAAGAAGGGAAUGUUUCACAAGGAUCGACCAAUCGAGAUGAAGAUUCUCACCAAUGGAAACAUAAAAUCCCUUGCAAAAGAGACAACGAGUUGGCCUGAGCUAAAUCCACGAAUUCCAGAAAAACUUCGUAAGCUAUCGGAUGUUACGUAUGAGAAGGCAUGCGAGGUGGCUCUCUAUCGUGAGGAUGAUUUUAAUGUUCUCAAUCACGGCGAUAUGUGGGUGAAAAACAUGAUGUUUCGUUAUGAUGAACAACAGAAGCCGAUAGAGCAGAUAUUUGUGGAUUUCCAAUUAUGUCAUUGGGGCUCACCGGCGGAAGACCUUCACUUUUUUGGCGCAAGUUUAUCCGACAAUGUCCGAGUUCAGCAUCGCGAUUUACUUAUACGCGAAUAUCACACUACCUUAACCACCACAAUGUCCAAACUAAGGUGCAAGACGGCAGUACUCAGCUUCGAUAACCUACAAGCAGUAUUGGAAAAACGAGUUUUUUUCGAACUGAUUGCCAGUACUACAGUAUUAGCAGAUGUUGUUCUCGAAGAAGGGGGAGAGUUAAAUUUAGAAGAAAUGAUAGAAGCUGGUGAAGAAUUUGAUAACCCACGUUAUCGUGGUAAGACGUACAGGAAAAUCAUGACUAGAAUUUUACCGUUGUACGAUAGUAUGGGGAUAUUGGACGUUUAAGGGUUCGCAGCGAUUAUCGGGAACUCCUGUGUACCUUGAAUAAAAGCUUUAAUUAAGAUAAGACGAAUCAAUCCUACUGAUUCCAUGACGAGUCGGCACACAUUGCAUACAUCGAACCGCACGCUAGAUAAUAAAAUGCAACUAAACACAAAUCAAACAUGUAAAAAAAAAUGUCAAUCGUAGCUAUGAUAACUGAUUUCGAUCAAUAUGAAUGAUUUAGAAAUGGAAGGAUGAGGGUAAGAAUAAGAUAUGGUAGAGAUUUGAUUUCUCUAACCUCUGGCCUUGGGCUGGACUAUUUGUAUGAGCUUGGAAAAUUAAUUCCAGGCAUUAUAGUUAGUAUAGCUCAGAUCGAAUUCAAGUCGUGCAAAGAUUAACUCAGAUACGCAUGUAUUAUUACAGGCAUUCGUAUAAUUUUGGAUUACUGAAUUAAUAAUUUUUUCGUAAGAAGCUGAUCACGCAACCACGUCUAUCACACGCACAAUAAUUACUGGAUGCUGGCAUACCUAAAUAUAUCACGGUACAAUUACAUCACAGUACUGAAAAUCAGCGAAACUCACUACAAUGCCAACCCAAAUGUGUGUGUAAAAAACUGUAGGUGGAUUUUACAAAACGGUUUAAUCGCUAACAUGAAACGAAUUGGAAAAAGUCCCAUUCCAUUUCCUGUACCUAACGUGUGAGCCGUAAAUUCGUAUUUCUACAUUCGUGAAAUAUUAUGUGUUCCUAAUUAUGUGUGUUGAAUAAAUAUUUUUUGCAAUUC
Molecule: messenger RNA, 2393 nt
Organism: Neodiprion virginianus
Lineage: Eukaryota; Metazoa; Arthropoda; Insecta; Hymenoptera; Diprionidae
Exons: 5
Coding region: 413-1636 (407 amino acids)
Source: RefSeq, a predicted model, not a curated record